AUCGCAAUAACAGUCUCCGGAGAAAUCUUGACAUAUUUCUGUUCUCUAUAAGCUUAAGGCGGUGUCUAAGUCUUUUUUUCGAUUUAAAUAAAUAAAAAAAAUAACAACAAUUAUUUCCUUUGAUUUUAUGACAAAAAAGAAUUUCUACGGGACAAAAUAAUGUGCAACUUAACUUAAAAGUUUAUUAACAAAUUCUAGUGUUUUUAAUUUUUGUUUUUGAAAAGUGUGAACACUAUCGCAGUUUCAUUUGGCAAGAUCGUUUUCAUUUUGAGUCGUUUUUUUAAAGUAACACGAACAGGAAAAUGCCUUGCUCCGCAGUAACUCUAUCGAUAGCUACGAUAUCCGCCAUCAUUGCUAGUGCCCUGUUGGCGAUCGCAUUCUCGACAGAUAAUUGGUUACUUUAUGAUGUUAAACGAAGUAAUAUUCAGGCAUUUGCUGCAAAGCAUCCAACAGAUUCUGAGGCACUGCUUACUAGCAUGAAUACCAAAUAUUACUACUAUACGAGGACAAGAGGAUUAUUUAGAGUAUGUUAUCCAAAGGAAAGACCACCCACAUCUGCAGUUCCAACAUACUUAUCGCCUGUUGAAACCCACUGCUCGAAUGUUGAUUAUUUCCCAAAUAGCGACGAAGAAAAAUCGCCAAAUGAUGAUGCUACUUCCAGAUUACAUUUGCUGAGGUCUUGUGUGGCUUUGUUAAUUAUAAGUUUCGUCACCAUAUUUUGUGCGUUUUGGACUGGUCUGUCUGGGUGCUGGAAACGGUCAGCGGGUGCAAUCACAGCUACGGCAAUUUUACUUUUGGCAGCAUGUCUUUUAGCUGCUGGUGCCAUGGGCUUAUGGCAUACUGUUGAAUUCUUUGAAAAGGAGAAAGUUGUUGGUGAAGAUUACUAUCAACAGUGGAAUACGGUUCUUAAGGAUAAUACGAAAGUUUCUUACGAUUGGUCAUAUGUUGUGGCAUGGACUGGUGUAGGAACGUGUUUGUUGGCUGCAAUUCUUCUUUCUGGUGCUGCCAUAUGUUUGAAGAGUGAACGCGAAAAGGAGGAACAAUUAAAUUUACAAUAUUUAAUGCCAGUGUAUUCCCAAAAGCAACCUCCUUACCCACCAUACGCCGGAUAUCCCCAACCUCAGAUUUAUCCAGCUCCAUACUACCAUGGAUCACAAUAUGGACCCUACAAUUAUUAAAACAAAAAAGAACAUCAAUCGAAAAAUGGAGAGUAACACAUCCAGACUUUUAUAUUAAUCAUUAAAACAAAAUAUUAUUGAAAACUUUUUAUGAACAAGAUGCCAAGAACAAUGCAAACACAUAAAAUCGAAAUAUAAUAAUUAUAAUGUAUUGUACUCUUAUAAAAAUAAUCAUCGAUUUAUUUAAUAAUUAUUAUUAAUAAAUAUUCGACAUUUUUGUUCUCGAAACAAAAUUGGCAGAAGUGUACAAAAAAAUAUGGUUUACAUUUGAAAUUAAAAAAAAUAUUUAAAUAAUCAUCAUAUCAAUAUCAGUCAUCAACGAAUUAAAUAAUACACAUUGGUGUGCAUGUACAUAAAAUGUAUUUGUUUUAUGUAUAGACUUUAAGUUAUAGCUAGAAUAUUGUUCGUAUUUCAAGCACUUCAAUAGUUAAGUCUAGUUGCAUUGUAGUCAAUUAUUUUUUCUCGAUUAUAAGCAAGUCACAAAUUUGAAAAUUUCUUUUAACAAAACACUUUUAUUAUAUGCAUUACAAUUUUAUUAAACUUUUUUUUGAACAAAACAUAAAGUUGGCAGAAGUAGAAAUAAUAAAAAUAAAUAGGUAUAAAUUAAGCCUUAUAAUAAGUCAUGCACAUGUCUUCCAAGAUUUAAAAAAAAAGGGUUCUUAACUUUAGCAUGUAAUUAUUAUUUUAAUCGGUUAUAAUGAUAAUAUGUUAUAAUAAUUUCUUUCUUAUGCAUAACCUUUUGUUAAACAAUCUUUCAUAUCUACAUACGCAUUAUUUGUACUCUUAUUAACAUCUUUGUUUGCUUUUUUGUGUUAUAAAACUUUACUUAAAUUUAUCAUUAAUUCAAAUUAAAAUGAUCACUUAAAGACUGGU
Molecule: messenger RNA, 2051 nt
Organism: Episyrphus balteatus (marmalade hoverfly)
Lineage: Eukaryota; Metazoa; Arthropoda; Insecta; Diptera; Syrphidae
Exons: 6
Coding region: 303-1178 (291 amino acids)
Cellular component (GO): membrane
Source: RefSeq, a predicted model, not a curated record